UGCAGAUAAGUGCGUCGUUCUAGUAGAGAGAGGAUAAGUGGUCAAAGGAAAGACAGAGGCAUAAUCAUACCCUACUUACCACCAGAGAACGGAAGCUGACGCCGGUACUCACCGGAACAACCGCUACUGUUGCUGGAGAAUCUUUAGCUAGGAGGCGAUUACAUAUAUCUACCAAUUGAACUGAAUGAAUACAAUCUCCAAUUUCCAUCAUUAUGGAUAACUUUUCCCUUGCUUCCUCCACCACAUAUUACUGCUCUACUUUCUCUGGUAAGCCUUACUCCCUUUCUACCACCACUCUCCCUUUCUACUCCAUCACCACGUGCUCCCAUGACUCUGGAAAUCCCACCACCACCUCCACCUCCUCGUCCCUCCGCCGCCCCACUAACAACAAACCACCCUUCAAACCCAUCACCACCAAUCCCCACCCUCCAAAACCCAAAACCCCACAUCACCAAUCCCCUUCAAACACUUAAAAGAAACCCAAUUGGUAAUAAUAAUAACAACUCACAAACCCUAACAGAGAAGCUCUGGUUAACCAGCAAACUCUCUCCCCCACCGCCACCUCCGCCUCCACCUCCACCAGCACCACCACAACCACCGCCAGAUUCUUCUGCGUACAAAACUGAUUUGGAUGAAAUCGAGAAUAACAGUGAUUUGGGACCCACACGAAUUGAGUACAGAGAUAAAGGGAAAAUCUUUGUGGGGAAUCUUCCAUGGUGGAUAACAAAGAACGAGCUUGAAGAACUGUUCAGACAAUUUGGACCAAUAAAGAAAGUGAUAUCAAUAAAGCGUUACAACGAUACUGAAAGAAACAUGGGGUUUGGGUUUGUAAUAUAUGGAGGUACAACAGCUGAAAAUUCAGCAAUGAAGGCAGUUGAGUUUGAUGGUAUGGAGUUUCAUGGGAGGGUGUUAACUGUAAAACUUGAUGAUGGGAGGCGAAUGAAGGAGAAAUAUGCAAAUAGGGCUAGGUGGAUUGAAGGUGAUGACAUUGUAGAUUACAAGUCAAAAUGGGAAGAAGAGAGACAUGUUUCAAGAAAAGACCUCAAAAAUGUGUUAGGAACUCAACCAAAAAAUUGGCAAGCUAUUGUUGAAGCUUUUGAAAGGAUCAAAAAGCCUUCCAGGACAGAGUUUGGGUUGAUGAUUAAGUAUUAUGCAAAGAAAGGUGACAUGCAUCGAGCAAGAGAAAUGUUUGAGAGCAUGAGGGGUAGGGGAAUUGAACCAAACUCACAUGUAUUUACCACCCUAAUUCACGCUUAUGCAGUAGGUAGAGAUAUGGAGGAGGCUCUUUUUUGUGUAAGGAAAAUGAAAGAUGAGGGGAUUGAAUUGACUUUGGUGACUUACAGUGUUCUUAUUGGAGGAUUUGCUAGAGUUGGUGAUGUAAAUGCUGCAGAUAAGUGGUUCAAGGAAACCAAAGACAAGCUUACAACUUUGAAUGCAAUUAUAUAUGGAAACAUAAUUUAUGCACAUUGCCAAGCCUUCAACAUGGAGGGUGUUGAAGCCUUGGUGAGGGAGAUGGAAGAAGAAGGCAUUGAUGCUACAAUGGAUAUUUACCACACAAUGAUGGAUGGUUAUACAAUGAUUAAAAAUGAAGAUAAAUGUCUCAUUGUCUAUAAGCGACUCAAGGAAUGUGGCUUUACACCAAACGAAGUCACAUACGGAUGUCUUAUUAAUCUUUACACCAAGAUGGGAAAAGUUUCAAAAGCAUUGGAGGUGAGUGAAUCAAUGAAAUGGAACGGGAUAAAGCAUAACAUGAAGACAUAUUCAAUGUUGAUUAACGGAUUCAUAAAGCUAAAAGACUGGGCUAAUGCAUUUGCAAUAUUUGAAGAUGUUAUAAAAGAUGGUUUAAAGCCAGAUGUUGUGCUUUAUAACAACAUCAUCACAGCAUUUUGUGGCAUGGGAAACAUGGAUCGUGCAAAUACUACAGUUUUGGAAAUGCAAAAAGUUAGACAUAAACCAACUUCACGCACAUUUAUGCCAAUUAUCCAUGGCUAUGCAAGAGCAGGAGAAGCUAAAAAAGCUAUUCAAGUCUUUGAUAUGAUGAGAAUGAGUGGAUGCAUUCCAACUGUCCACACUUACAAUGCCCUAAUCCUUGGUCUUGUUGAAAAAUGGCAGGUAUAUGAAAUGCUGGUGGCAGGGAUUACACCAAAUGAACACACAUAUACAACAAUCAUGCAUGGUUAUGCAUCAUUAGGUGACACUGGAAAAGCAUUUGAGUUUUUCUCUAUACUUAAAAAUGAAGGUUUAGAUGUUGAUGUGCUCACAUAUGAGGCUUUACUUAAAGCUUGUUGUAAAGCUGGAAGGAUGCAAAGUGCUUUAGCGGUUACUAAAGAAAUGCAUUCCUGA
Lactuca virosa is the source of this 2343-nucleotide messenger RNA. NCBI's taxonomy places the organism in Eukaryota, Viridiplantae, Streptophyta, Magnoliopsida, Asterales, Asteraceae. The record is from the annotation of a GenBank genome assembly.